AUGCGUGGUACCCGCGGGUGGUUGUCGUCCUACGGGGUCACCGAAAGGAUCAACUGGUCACGACAUCUGGAAGUGGACGCAGAUCACCGGUCCCGACAGACGCCGACUACCGCCAUCCGGUGGAUGCGGCCGGUGCAGCCGGCGGGACGCGACCAUUACGGGAGCGAGGACGUGGAAGCGGCGUUUCUGCGGCGGAAACCGGUUUCGUUCGUGAUAUUCGGCAAGCCCGGUCUUGCAGACGACAAGCUGGCCGCCAUGCUGUCCACGCACUGGGGAUGCAUCCACGUGUCCGUGACCACCGGGCUGCUGGCCGCCAGCCACCGGCCGGAAGACCCGACCGGUUUGGCUUUGCGACGUGGCGAAGCUGUAAACGCCGCGGGUAACACCUCACUGCUCAUUGGCCUUUUGAGUAUCGGAGGGACUGAAGUACAGGAAAGGGGUUACGUGCUGACCGGGUUGCCCAGGUAUGUCUGA
Macrosiphum euphorbiae (potato aphid) is the source of this 474-nucleotide messenger RNA. NCBI's taxonomy places the organism in Eukaryota, Metazoa, Arthropoda, Insecta, Hemiptera, Aphididae. The record is from the annotation of a GenBank genome assembly.